Molecule: messenger RNA, 4568 nt
Organism: Tyto alba (common barn owl)
Lineage: Eukaryota; Metazoa; Chordata; Aves; Strigiformes; Tytonidae
Gene: RANBP3L
Product: RAN binding protein 3 like
Exons: 16
Coding region: 310-2007 (565 amino acids)
Biological process (GO): protein export from nucleus
Cellular component (GO): cytoplasm; nuclear pore
Molecular function (GO): GTPase activator activity
Source: RefSeq, a predicted model, not a curated record
CUGGCCCCGGGCUGCCGGUCGCUGGCCCCGGGCUGCCGGUCGCUGGCCCCGGGCUGCCGGUCGCUGGCCCCGCCGGGCCGCCGCCGCUCCUCGCUCGGCUGAAGCGCUGCCCGUUCGGGGGCGGCUGCUGGGGCGGCUCGUCCCGGGCCUCGCCUGACUACGGCUGAGGCGGCGGGGGGUGGCCUAGGGAACAGCUGAUAAGAAUAAAUUCAUAGCUCUAGACCCAACUGCGGCUUGCAUUUAUGAAAUAUAUAUAUAUAUGAUUACACAUAUAUAUAUAUAUAUAAAGGUACUUCUGAGGACCUCAUAAUGAGAAACCAGCCAAUUCCUGCCUGCAAGGGGAAUGUUUUAUAUGCAGGUAUACGGCACUCCUGUGCAGGCUAUGACGUCUCGGUCAGAUGCGGGCACGAUGUGAAGGCUAAGCCUAACCUCCCCAAAAGAAGAGACCUGCCCGAUGACGCCCAGGCUCGCCACCAAGCUGCUAGCCUGCAAGAACAGAGCAGCGGCAGGCUCCCCGGAUCCCGUAGUGGCAACUUAAAUCCCAAGGGGGAGUUCUGUGCAGAAAGAUCAGUGCUUGCCCAGCCAACAUUUGUUUUUGAAAAGAAAGACCGUCCUUUGAAGCGGCCUGCAGAAGACCCAGUUUGCAAAGCUGGAAACGAUUUCAUUAGUUGUUCCAGAAAGCGUACAAGAUCAUCAUCUUUUACUUUCCAGAAGUCUGACUCUAACACAGAUACAACUCUCACUCAGAAAAGGGGGAGAUCGACUUCAUUUACCAUCCUUCCCACCUUCCCUCCCUCCCAGCCAGUAAAGAAGAAUAACAUUUUCAUGACCUCAGCUCUUCUUCAAAGAAACCUUGACUUGAUCAAAAGUGCAGAAGGAUCCUUGUCACAAAGUCAAUUGCAGAAUGUCAUCAGACCUGCCAUUUUACAACCCCCACAAGCCCUGACCUGUCCUGAAAAUCCUAUAGUAUCUCUAGUGACUAAGAAAGAAGCACUUGUUCAGGUAAAGAGAAAACUAUCUGAAGACAGCUCUUAUUCCUCAGCAGAGAACUCAGUAAAUGCCGAACCAGCAGUGAUGUCAUCUACUACCAUGAAUCUUUCUAGCUCUAAAACAACACUAAGUCAGUUGUUUGAAGACAGAAGUGUACAAAACAGCAGCAAUUCUCAUUUUGUGUUUGGAGAAAACAUGGUUGAGAGAGUUUUGGUAAGAUCUGUAAAUGCUGGUAGACUUUCUAGCAAGAGUCCUGAAAAGCAUCCCAAGCUGUGUAAUGAAGCUCAUUCAUACAAAGGAGAAGUAACAUCCAUGUGCACAGACUCUUUUAAUGACAGUCCACAAACAAAAACAGCUUUGCUGAGGAAUACAACGUUAAUUGAUUCAGCAGCUGCUUGUAUUUCCAAGCCCGUGGAGAAAAUUCUAUUAGAUAAAGUUGAAGUUAUAACCGGAGAAGAGGCAGAACACAAUGUACUACAGAUCAACUGCAACCUCUUUGUAUUUAAUAAGAUUUCUUUAACCUGGAUUGAAAGAGGCAGAGGAUCCCUGAGGCUUAAUGACACUUCCAGCAAUAAAUGUGGAAUGUUGCUGUCAAGGCUAAUUAUGCGAAAUCAAGGCAGCUUGAGACUGAUUCUCAACACCCGACUAUGGGGUCAAAUGGUUAUAAAAAGAGCAAGCAGAAAGACCCUGUGCUUCACUGCAACAGACCAAGAGGACCACUCUGUUCAAGUAUUUCUAAUUCAGGGAAGCUCAAAAGACAUUGGAUACCUGUAUGUAGCAAUGCAUCACCGCCUUGUGGCAUUGCGAAGCUUUGCUGAGCAAGAGCCAGAUGCUAAUCAAGUAGACACAGAGUCAGAAAUACCUUUACAGCCAUUAAACUGUGAUAGUGAUGAUGAAGACGAUGGAAAAAUAACUCAAGUGAGCAGCAGGGGAUAUGGAAAUAGGAAAACUCUUAGCUCUGAGAACUCCCUGGAUUGCUCCCAGAUCAUUCUAGAUGGAACCACAGGCAGUCCAUAGUCUGCUCAUGACACCUACCAGAGGUUACAACAGCACAGCUAGGAACUCAUCUUCCUAAAAUGUCUAAGCUGACUCAUUGGUCCCUGGAGGGAGGAAAUCACACACAUUUUUCUUAUGACUUUUAAGCAAAGAUUAAUUAUAGGGACAGCUUAGGUUUAAUACAUUUGGAAAGAACUUGAGAUGCACUUUUGAGGAUUCCAGUCAGCCUGCUUUGCACUGAGAUGGGAAUGACACAAUGGCUUCCAAUAUUCAAGAAGUGUCACAAAGGCUUCAGAUUUUAGAAUUAAAUAUAUUUAGAUGUAUUAUUAAAAUAAGGAAUUUUAUAGGGAAUAAUUUUUUAUUCAUCAUAUUGAUGGAUAAAACCACAUAACCAUAAGCAUUAUAUAUUUGAAGAGGUAUUUGUUACUUUUCAUCUGUUAUUUGAAAGAUACAUUUGGAAAGCUUUAAAUCAGGCUUCACUGAAAACAUCUAUUUAAAAUUGUGUGAUAACAUUCAGUAUCCUGUUUGUAAGUACAUACAAGAAGAAUUGGGAGUGGUAGUUUAGCAUGAUGAAGGCCUAUAGAAACCAGCCUUCAUAACAAGUUCUUUUUUCCUGUUUUGAAAAUAUCUGGAGUUGUAGAGAGGUUGUAAAACUUUGUUACAGGGCAAAGAAUCACAGUCUGACUUUACAGCCAUAAGCAGCAGGAAUUCACCAGGAAAAAGCCAGAAUUCACCAGGAAGAACUGAAAGCCAUUUCUAGGGGGCAUAUGAGCUCUAAAAUCUAAAAGUGUAUCUGCUUGCAUUCACAGCUUUUUCAAUAACAAGCUUUUGCACUGUUAAUUGUCCAUUUGAUAUAUGCAAAUAAAGGCAUGCACGGUAUAACUGGAUAUCAGCAUAAAAAGUUUUCUUAAAUGAGAUUGUCUAAUUAUUUGUUAGAUGUAGCUAUCCCUAAACAGCAUAAUUCCUUGAAAUAGAUGAAUAUAUUACAUGUCCUAAUUUGUGCAAUAAUCCCAACAGUGCCAAAGACCUAGUCACUCUGUAAGAGUGAUUCCACAAACUACUGCCUUCUACCUAACCAUUCUCAUGAGGAUUUAGAAAAAUUGAUUCUAAUGCCACCUGUGAAUUAAGAUUUACUGGGUCAUGCAUAAACCCAUGCACAGUACAGAUACCAUUUGUGCUUUGUUUUCUAUUUAUUCUGUCAAAAGAUAAAGAAAUUGUAUCUGUAAUCAUUCUGCUGCAACUCUCUUCUGCCUUGUAUGUUUCUGGUUAUCAAAUAUGAUUUCUUUGUCAUCCUCAGAGCUGAAACAAUACUCUGAGAUAUCUGAAGUGCUUUUAAUUAAGAUGACUGUAACAAUUUCUCAAUCUUAAGAGCUGCAUCACACCUUAAGAGUCAAAUUACAACUUGGUUUUCCUGUCUGAACAUAUGUAUGAAGUUGGAAGAAAACCAGCUUCUUCAUGAAUUCUCAGUGCACUGUCAAGAUUAGCAUCCAGAUGAAGCUGAACUAGCAUCUGGAUUACACUGAAUCCUAAAUAGCCUGACAGAAUUAUCAUGUGUCUGACAUUGAUUUAGCAUCUGGAUGACAGUAAGCUUAAGUGGUACUGGAUUUUUGCUUUCAGGAAAAGGGGAGUGCUUCAUAACAGAGCACCUGUGUCAAAUAGUGAAGCACUGGGAUUCUCUUUGACUCUUCAGCCUGCUGAAAACAAAAACGUUCUUUCCAUGACUAGCUGUACAUUUUGUCCUUUUCUAUUAGCCUCAUUCCUGACCACAACAAUAUUUGCAUCACUGACCUUCAUAUUUCAUGGGUGCAACUCAUACUCAGGAACAAACCUCCAUGUUAUAAAAACCUCAGCAGUUGUAAAACACAGCAGCCCUAUGUAUUUAGCAACAGGUCAUGGUGAUAACUUUGCCCUGGAGUUCAGCUGGCUGUGCACUUAAUGCAGAGUUUGAUUUCAAAGUCUGUCCUGAUAAUCAAAGCCUUCUAUGUGAAAUAGGAUUUAAGCACCUGAGUGUCAUGAUAUCACUCUAAAUUCUACUACUGCUGUAAAAUUCCUGGUAAAUGAAGGAGUGCUCCUGAACAGGCACAACAGAAUAGAGGAUGUAAACUUUGAGCAGACAGAGGAUGUAAACUUUGUCAUUUGCUCCCACUGCAGAAGAAACAAGGCUUAUGAUCAUUCACAAAUAAAUUCUCUUUUGAUCUGCCUCUUCCUAAGAUUGUUACAUAUAUACACAAGUAUACACACAAACACACAGGCUUAUGCACACAUACACACUUUCAAACAUGAAGCUAUGUCUCCUAAAAGUUGAGGGUGAAAAGAUAUGUUUAUUUUGAAGAGGUUGGAUACUGUGUUAAUAGAAGACAUAUAAAUACACUUCUAUGCAGACUUAUUUGUGGUAUGAAUUUUUACUCUCGAGAUCCUGAUUAUUUAUUCUAUUUAGUCUCAUUGCACUACAUUAUUUCUUAAGAUUGAAGGUAUGCUGAUAUGUAAUCUAAUAACUUGGUUUUGAAAAUGUAAAGUUUGUCAUGACAGCUGGAGCAACAAUUUCUAUACCUGAACAAUAAACAAUUUUCUUACAGCUAUAA